Molecule: messenger RNA, 749 nt
Organism: Osmia bicornis bicornis
Lineage: Eukaryota; Metazoa; Arthropoda; Insecta; Hymenoptera; Megachilidae
Exons: 2
Coding region: 228-716 (162 amino acids)
Molecular function (GO): sequence-specific DNA binding
Source: RefSeq, a predicted model, not a curated record
GGAAACUCUCACUGAUUUUCUUGGCUUUUCAGUUUUAGUUCCCUGCUGACGGACAGUACGUAGAUAGCGCUACUACGACGACAAUCAGCGCCGCCUACAUUGGCGUCGUUUGGCGUUGUUUGGCGUCGUAGCGUCAUAGCAUCAUAGCGUCCAUUUUGGUGGAGUCCAGUGGUGUUGUUAAACGUGUUUCCUAUUAGUAACUGAGCAUAACUGAGGUGAUUCAUAAAAUGGUUCAAGCGUGCUGCGUUUUAGGUUGCCCAUCACGGCACGAUGUGCCAAGCCAUUGCUUUCCAUCUAAUUCGGAGCAGCUCGAAAAAUGGAAAAACAUUAUUCCAUUUAGAAUGGAUGUGUCGAGUCUGAAAGAUUUUAAGAAACUCAGGAUUUGCUAUUUGCAUUUUGCUGAGGAUGAUUAUAAAUUGGGAUAUGCACAGCGAAAAUUAAAAGAUAACGUUGUUCCAUCGUUGAAUUUAAGUGGAUAUUCUGAAGAAAAUCCAAGUAUAAAUGCAUCAGUGCAUGAUGUGGCAUUAAAUAUACAUACACAACACAAUAUUAUGGAAGAUGUACAUGAGGAAAGGAAUGAUGAUGUCCUUACAGAAAAUAAGAAUAUCUCUUAUGAAGCUAGAAGGCGAAGCAUGAAUACAAAUACCCAUAUAAUUUAUACAGAAGCGAUUAAAAAAGGCGAGAAAAAUGUAUUGCGUAGCAACAGGACAGUUUAAUUUCAUUUUAAAUAUAUUAUAAUUUUCAUACCA